AUGACGAUCCGGGUCCGAUAUCCUGGGGCCCACAUUGGGCAGGACUUGAUAUUUGCCGACGAUACCGGAUCCGACUUCAUGACUCUGCUCGAUUCGGACAUUGAUGAUCUUGAUAAUUUUUACCGCCUCCAGGGCUUCAAUGUGAACGCCAUAUCUCCUCAACUCAUCCGCCCAAUCCCGGUUAACACAUUCAGUGGCAAUGAGGAAUGGCACGACCUUUACCAAGUCGAGGUCGCGUUCCCUGACACUAAUGGUGCCCUGCUCACAACCUGGGAUCGUAUUAAUGUUCUGGUUUUAGCUGAUCCGAUUGGAGCUCCUACUCCUGAUCGAGUCAAUGGACCGUGGCUUCGGUACAAGCUGCACACGUCCACCGCUCCAACCCGUAGGGUUGAGAUGGGUAUAUUCCGCAUUAAAUCUGCUAUAGCACGAGGAACAUCCGUAGGUGUCCAGCCUCCGGAAGCAAGAGUCAUGAGAUAG
Messenger RNA from Penicillium brasilianum, 477 nucleotides. The record is from the annotation of a GenBank genome assembly. NCBI's taxonomy places the organism in Eukaryota, Fungi, Ascomycota, Eurotiomycetes, Eurotiales, Aspergillaceae.